AUGAAGAAUUUCCCAGUUCUCCUUAUGUUUCUGCUUAUUAUGGCCUCGAAUUUAGGGGUUGAUGCUCAAUCCUGCAAGCCUAGUGGCAAGAUUAAGGGCAAAAAACCACCUAAGGAGAAAUGCAAUCAGGAAAAUGACUCUGAAUGCUGUAAGGAAGGCGAGUAUUAUGACAUAUACAAGUGCUCGCCAAAUAUUUCAAGCAAAACGAAAGCUGUUCUGACCAUCAACAGUUUCGAGAAGGGUGGUGAUGGUGGUGGGCCAUCUGAGUGUGACAAUAAGUACCAUUCAGAUGACACGCCAGUGGUGGCACUGUCGACAGGGUGGUUCAACAAUGAGAAGAGGUGCUUAAAAAAUAUUACUAUUUAUGGAAAUGGGAAGAGUGUGAAUGCAAUGGUGGUUGAUGAGUGUGACUCCACAAUGGGGUGUGAUUCAGACCAUGAUUAUCAGCCCCCAUGUCCUAACAACAUUGUUGAUGCCUCUAAGACUGUCUGGAAAGCAUUAGGAGUGCCGAAGAAAAACUGGGACGGAUUAGAUAUUUAUUGGUCUGAUGCUUGA
Messenger RNA from Fraxinus pennsylvanica, 555 nucleotides. NCBI's taxonomy places the organism in Eukaryota, Viridiplantae, Streptophyta, Magnoliopsida, Lamiales, Oleaceae. The record is from the annotation of a GenBank genome assembly.